This is a messenger RNA of Trichobilharzia szidati, 339 nucleotides long. Lineage: Eukaryota; Metazoa; Platyhelminthes; Trematoda; Strigeidida; Schistosomatidae. The record is from the annotation of a GenBank genome assembly.
AUGAAGCUGCUGGAUCAAAUUAAUCUUGAAGGUCUUAGUUCACAGCUGAGCAACGGUAGUAAGCGAUAUAAAAUUGAUGCAAGACUGGAGAGCUACUCAUGCAAAAUGGUUUCUGAGGAGAAACGACAGUUUAAGGAAUUAGUCUCUCGCCUAAAUAAUUCUGAGAGUUGUAAACAUCCUGUUCUUCACCUUGGUUCAUCACAAACUCUACGGGACUUAUAUGAAUUGACUGGACAAGUGGUCGAUCCCCAAACGUUCCAAAUGAGCUUUGUUCAAGACCAGGCAUCAACGUGGGCACUAUUAAUAAGGUUAAUUGAUCAUUUUCAACUUAUCGAUUAA